Molecule: messenger RNA, 1505 nt
Organism: Lolium rigidum
Lineage: Eukaryota; Viridiplantae; Streptophyta; Magnoliopsida; Poales; Poaceae
Product: E3 ubiquitin-protein ligase SINA-like 7
Exons: 3
Coding region: 388-1287 (299 amino acids)
Cellular component (GO): cytoplasm
Molecular function (GO): zinc ion binding; ubiquitin protein ligase activity
Source: RefSeq, a predicted model, not a curated record
CACCUCCUCUUCCCACCCCAUCUCCCUUCCCCCCUUCUCUCCUCGCGCUCGCGUCGACGCCCGCGCGUGAGAGCUCGCCGGCACGGGAGCAGUACCCUCCUCCAGCCCUUCUUCCCCUCCGCAGGAGCAGGUCCCGGAGAGGGGUCGCAGGGGAGGCGACGUACUCAUCGCUGAUGGCGCCGCCAUCAGGAGACGACGACCUGGACAGCAGCCAUGUUGAUGUUGGCCAGGUCUGCUAGUGCAGCAAACCUCGAGGCCGGAAGGCCAAGUAGAUUUCAGGAGAGCAGGGCGGUGAGAUUGACUUGAUCAAUAGGUUGGGGUCUCGUAAUUAAUACUAGCAGCACACACCAAGGAAGCUAGUGCUGGAACCUUUGAGUUUUCUUGGCGAUGGAUGGUAACGCACAGCGUGAGGGAGCAAACAAUGGCAAGAGGCUGACUGUCACCAUGGAGUUGGACACCCUUGACUGCCCCAUCUGCUUUGAGCCCCUCAAGCCUCCGAUAUUCCAGUGUUCCGUGGGGCAUUUCCUAUGCUCGUCAUGCCGUAGCAAGUACCUGGACAACAAGUGCCACAUAUGCUCUGCCAGAACUACCUUCACCCGCUGCUUUGGGAUGGAACAUGUCGUGCAGUCAGUCAAGGUUCCUUGCACCAAUGCCAUGUACGGAUGCACCAAGUACGUCACUUACUACCAGAAAGUAGAACACGAGAAGGCGUGCGCUCCUUGGGUGUGCGCUGCUUGGGGGUGCUUCUGCCCAGUGCCCUCCUGUACCUUCCUUGGGCCAACGGAUUCGCUUGUGUACCAUUUAACCACUGAUCAUGAGAUUCCAUCUACAACCCUCCCAGAUUCUGACACGGUCUCUCUCCAGUUACAGCUGGGCUUACAUGUUCUGGAAUGCAACAGGACCGACUAUUUUUUCCUGCUCAAGAUGUCAUUGGUGGCUACUGGACAUGCUAUCUCAAUCAUCUGCGUCCAACCUAGCACUACGGAACCCAAGUUCACAUGUAAUAUGAACUACGACUGCUCCGCGACUGGUUUUUGUGAAAGUUCAAGUUGCCAUAUCAGAAGCUCUUCAUUGUAUGAUGGAUUCCCGGAGGGCUUUGACUUAAUUCUGCCCAAGGGAAAGAUCCCUGAUGAUCGAAACGGUAUCUUACUCGGAAUCACCAUCCAUCAAGCUUUAAGUGUCAGCAGAGCCAGUCUCCAAGGAAAGGGCCCGACUCCUGCUCCUCAAGGAAAGGUUAUAGCCUUUGCUCUUCAGCGUAAACUUCGUAUUCAUUGUUCUGAUUCAUAAUAUAUCUGUGUAUUCCAGAGGUGUAGCGUGUUGCUGUUAUCAUGCCUGGGUUUCAGCUUUCUGUUUCCAGGAUAUAUGUUGAGUCUACGAUCUUAAGUAUGGUAGUUGUUUCAACAAUGCAUGUUUUGGUGUUCGGAACUCAACUUGUGACGCAGUCCAUGACCUGCUAUAAAGUUGUAUAUUAAGUUUAAGUUUAGUACUUUUCUGUGCUUUUGUUA